AUCAACGUGAAUCAUAUUUCUUCUUUCCGACCACUGAAGAAAAUUGUGCAAAGAAAAACCCCAUAUAUAUAAACCAAACAAAACCUCCAUUCAAUUUCCAUGUGUUGCUGGCUAUGGCGUUGAAAGGAGCACGAAGGCGCGCAGGCUCCCGUCCCCGAUUGCGACGUCUCCGCGCUUCUAAAUCUGUCGGUAUUUCCUCCCUACCUCCCGCGUCCUGAUCGAUUUUGGCAUCCUGGGAUUCACCGGCAGUAGAACAAUCGGAUCGCGCUUACGACAGAGUGAUCCAUCGACGUGGCGGCGGCGAGGUCGCGGUCGUGGAGGCGAAUUUAGCUCCUGGACCGCGCGUUUCUAGGGCCCAAAGCGUCCAGGAGGAGAGAGCUCCAGCUCCACUGGCUCUCGGGAUCAUGAAUUUGCAUUGCCGGCCAGACGAUGACGAGGAUCUGUCCAGCCCACCGACAAGCUCCUCGCAGACGAGCAGCUCCGUGGCAAGCAGCGAGGAGGAGGAGGACUUUCUGGAUUGGACGUGCGAGGCUCGGCGCGGGGGAUCUCUCAAAGAGGUUGAUUUAGAGCGGGGGAGCCGCGGCUGGGCAUCUCCUCCAGGAAAUCUCUUCCAGGUCCGGGGAGCAAACUACUUCGCGAAGAAAUCCAAGGUUCCUGCGGGUGACUGGCUCUCCAAGCCAGUCGGCGUGGAUUGGCUGCGCUCCUCGGCCAGGCUCGACCACAUCCUGGGAAGAAGCUCCGGCAACCGGAUCGUCAAGUCGCUAGAACAAGCUCACAGAUCCGGGGAUGGUCUCAAGACUUUCCUCCUGGCGAUCAACCUCCAAGUUCCCGGGAGAGACAACCACAGCGCGGUGUUCUACUACGCGGUGGAGCAGCCCAUCGUGCCCGGCUCGCUGCUCCACAAGUUCAUCCACGGGGACGAUGAGUUCCGGAACGGCCGAUUCAAGCUCAUCAACCGGAUCGUCAAGGGCCCCUGGAUCGUCCGCGCGGCGGUCGGCAACCACGCGGCGUGCUUGCUCGGCCGAGCUCUCACUUGUCGCUACUGGAGAGGCCCGAACUACCUGGAGAUCGACGUAGACAUCGGCUCCUCCACGGUCGCUAGCUACAUCUUACACUUGGCUCUCGGCUACGUCAACUCGGUCUCGGUGGACAUGGCCUUCCUGGUGGAGUCGCAGAGCGAGGAUGAAUUGCCGGAGCGGCUCAUGGGAGCUGUCCGGAUAGCUCAGAUCGACAUGAAGUCGGCAGUGUUUGUGGAGCCAGAGCUCACGGGGUGGGUGGCGCCAUCGCCCACGACGACGAUCACGCCCGGGACUUCACAGGAAAAGUGUGCGAUGAGCUCGAGCCCUUUGCAGUCGAAUCUGUCGUGGAAGAAGCUGAGCCGGGGAUUCUCGCUGCUGGCGCACACUUCCAAAGUUGCUGGCAAGGUGGACGACGAACACACAAGGUGCGAGAAGAAUGGAUUCGAAUGAAACAGUGCGUUUGAUCGCUCGCUGCUGAACAAACGUGAUAAUCUUUUGUAGUUGACGAGGUUCUUCUUUUAUUGAUUUGCUCUGUUCAUUGCAAAUUUAAGAUGGAUGAUGAUCGAUUUCGAUCAAGUGCGAAGUGCAGGAAAUAGAAUCGUCUCGCUUUUCGUC
Selaginella moellendorffii is the source of this 1634-nucleotide messenger RNA. RefSeq names its product protein ENHANCED DISEASE RESISTANCE 2. NCBI's taxonomy places the organism in Eukaryota, Viridiplantae, Streptophyta, Lycopodiopsida, Selaginellales, Selaginellaceae. The transcript has 3 exons. Bases 405 to 1469 code for a protein of 354 amino acids. The record is from RefSeq and is a predicted model, not a curated record.